Molecule: messenger RNA, 1522 nt
Organism: Diatraea saccharalis (sugarcane borer)
Lineage: Eukaryota; Metazoa; Arthropoda; Insecta; Lepidoptera; Crambidae
Source: the annotation of a GenBank genome assembly
AAGAAUGUUAUCUCACGAAUUGUAGAGAUACAAUCGACUAGAGAAAUAUGUACUGUAGUUGAUUGAUAAGGACAGAUUUCAAAACUUUAAAAUUAAAGAAAGAUAGAUCGUCGUCGACCUGCGAUCUCCUUUUUUAUUCGAUUUGGUAGAUUAAAUCUAUUUUUAUAGGUACAAUCCAUUAAUCCAUAACAAUCGUUCAGAACUUCUGUUAGCUACGGAAAAACUGUCAAAAUAUGUAAUAAAAGUAACUACUUAAUUACAAAAGAAACAUUUAUGAAAUCUAUUAUAAAAUUAACUUAAUCACUGAAUUCUAAGUUUGCCUGUCUGUUAUUACCUGACUGCUUAUAAAUAUAGUAACAUUCUUUAAAAGAAAAUAAUUUGUAGAUUACCUCACAAAUAAAACAAGCUUUGAAUAAAGUAAGCAGAUUUGGUUUCAUAUAAAAUGUCGCUUUAUUAAUUACAGACAGAGUUAUUAGCGCCGAUGCUGGUACAAGCUGCCCAGAAGCGAGUCAUAUCCCCUGACGAUCAGGCAGCAAUCGAGCACUAUCAGAAACUUCUUUCCGAGUAUGCAGAUUCGCUGGCUAACAUUCGCAGUCUCUGUGACCAAGCUGUGGACCCCAUGGCUUUCGUGCAGACCGCGGGUGAAGCCAUGCAGAGACUAAGGGAAGACACCACCAAUGAUAACGAUCCCCAAAAGUGUGCUUAUGCUUCUACAGCAAUCACUAAGCUGGCGAACCGAGUGAUCACUGUUGGCAUGUCAUCCAAAGAUGUUAGAAAAGACAUUGAACUACAAAAAGCUUUGAAGGAAGCCAAGGAAAAACUAAUGGCGGUCGUUCCAGGGCCAAAUUCUAGGCGAAGUCGAAUCCCCGACUGGAAAGUUACUACUGCCGAGAUUCUACGAACGACUGGAGAGGUAGAAUCCGUGUUGGGUGGUGAAAUGAUUUUCAAGAAGCAACAAACUUCAGAUGAACCUAUAUUUGUAAGUAGAAUUAUUAGUUCAUAAUAAUGGAUAUUGUAUUGGUAUUGAUGAUAGUGUUAAUGAUGAUGAAUAACAAUUGUUUGGGCAAUUUUUGUAAGUCACUAGUCCAAUUUCAAACAAAAUAAAAAAUGUUACUUUUAGUAACAAAGCAGACUUUAUAUAUAGUUUUGUAAGUUAAAUUUAUCUUCUUCUUUGUAGUUGUUAGUAAAAAUCUUUUAUGGUAUAAAACAUUUUACAUUAAUUAUGUGUGUGUCUAGGCGGCGGCGUUAGAUCUGCACACGGCGAUGCGGGGCUGGUCCGCGAAGGACAACGAGAUAGUCGCUGUCGCCAAGAGGGUCGCCGUCUUGCUCGCAAAGCUCUCUCAUUACAUGAACAUAGGUCAGUAUAUAUAUUUUUUUAAAUACAUAUAUAUCUAAUCAUAUAAUAAAUUCAAAAUAAUAUGUGCUGUCUUGGCUAUUUACAAAUACCUGUGGAGAUUGAAAGACAUAGCACGCACGUACUUUAUGCUGCAGCUGCAUACGUUGAUUUUCACCUUUUUGAAGU